Molecule: messenger RNA, 2220 nt
Organism: Synchiropus splendidus (mandarinfish)
Lineage: Eukaryota; Metazoa; Chordata; Actinopteri; Syngnathiformes; Callionymidae
Gene: soul5l
Product: heme-binding protein soul5, like
Exons: 7
Coding region: 116-1114 (332 amino acids)
Cellular component (GO): cytoplasm
Source: RefSeq, a predicted model, not a curated record
CCCUCCCUCCCUCCUGCUCCCUGCAGUCUGCAGCAAAUCCAGUCCGAGUGCAGCAGCAGCAGCCGACUGCAGUCUCCACCUCUCCUCCCUGCACUGGACGCGCCACACUGGGACCAUGGCUCUGCUCCUGACUGUGCUGUUGUCCACCAUGCUGGCGUCCUCACACGCAAGUGUCGGUCCGAGCACCAACAGCAGCUUCUGCACCGAGUCCAAGGAGUGUCUGGAGUACCAGCUGGUCUGCAGGACGGACGAGUACGAGGUGCGACACUACAGCCCGACCCGCUGGGUCUCCACGGAUGCCGAGGCCUACUUCAUGGGCGUGGGAGCCGCGAUGGCCUUCAGGAGGCUCUUCCAGUACAUCACUGGAGCCAACGACGCAGGCGCGCAGAUGGAGAUGACAGCGCCCGUCCUGGUCAAGAUCCCUGAGGAGACGAAGAUGUGGGAGCCGGCUAUUUACACGCUCAACUUCCCGCUGCCGGCCGCCUACCAGGACAAGCACCCGGCCCCCACCAACGACAAGCUGUACUUCACCGAGAUGCCAGAGAUGGACGUGUACGUGAGGAGCUACGGCGGCUGGAUGUUGUCGGUCACCUCCAGACUUCACGCUCACAUGCUGACCAAGGAGCUGCAGAGAGUGGACGCGCCGUACAACCGCAGCUACCACUACGGCGUCGGCUACGACAGUCCCCUGAAGCUUCUCAACCGGCACAACGAGGUGUGGUACAUCGCCGAGGGGGAGCCGGUGUGCAGUGACCCCCAGGAGCCGACGCCAUCUCACACGCUCAGCCCCCUUCUGGCCCGCGCACCCAGAGCCCCGCUUCCGUCUGACCCCCUGCCCCUGACUCUGUCCCACCCCGUCACGCUCGACAACGCCUCCUCCGUGUCCAACAUGACGGACGCCGCCGCCCAGCCCACCACCCCCCUCCCCACGCACCAGCCUGCCGAGUCGGCAUCACCGACCGCGCAGGUGGUGGAGGACGGCACGUCAAACUGCGUCAUUGUUGAGUCGGUGGAGCCCGAAAGGGACGUGAUGCAGUGGGACAGCACCGCCACCGUCUCCGUGACCACGCAGGCCGACAGCAACUCCACCGCGGUGCCGGACGCCUCUCACUAGCUGCAGCUACGCUAAAACGUGACUGCUCACGUCGCUUGUCUCCGGUACGUUUUCAUCACAAGUUAGCACGAAUUCUCAAAACCGAAUUGGAUUUUUGUAGCCCACUAAACCCCCAAAUGGAGGUGAGGGUUCGAAGCUUGGACUCCGGUUCGGUGAGUUCAAAUUUGGCCCCAACCCAGUCAGUCAGAGUCACGGUAGCCUUUCACUAAUGUCAGUUGUGUUCUGUCACCGUUGGACCAGGACCAGACACUUCAGCCGCACCUCAUGUGGCGCCAAAGGCAGGCACUCCAGUUCCCCCCUCGGUCCACAAACACACACAGGUCCUCGCUCUAAAUUACCGGCAGAUGCUUCCACGUCUAUCUGUUGAACUCGCCCCAGGUGUCUCCAGCCUCUCACCCCAAGUAGCCGGGAUAGACCCUCCGUCCCCCAAAACAAGUCUGUCAUUCGUGCACCAGUGAUGACAACGUACCCCUGUUGUGUUCCUGUUCGUCACUUAUACGUCGAAAGUACGACGAUGCAUAGCUGUUCUUGUUCGCAGCAUCACGCUCCAGCGGUCAUCUGGCGGCCCUUCAGGAUUUUGCGUACCAUUUUCUCGUCCAUGAAGACCGAUCUAGCUUUUCAGAAGAACAGCGAGGACGUGGACCGAAAAACGUUAGUCAGAAGGUUUAGGGUCGGAUGGACGCUCCCUAUGUAAUCGCCGGCUGUAAAUUUCACAAAUCCUGGAGGGACUGAACUCAUCGCUUGUAUUUAUCACGACUGUUCUUCAAACUGUCUCAUAGAACCGCUCAACGCUGAAACCCGUGUUCUUGAGGUGGGAACCAUAGCUACAACAGUCAGAAUCUUAUCGAUUCUCGUAAUCGAGGUGUGUAUUUCCUGACAUUUGCUCCCUUCGUGUUGCGCGUCACCGACAUUAGUACGAACUAAAGGUUGGAAAAUUCUGAACGAUUGAAACUUUGAGCUUUCAUCACGAUGGCGGCCGUUGCUUUCAUGCAGUAUUUCCUCCGUUUCUUCUGCAUCACAAAAUAGAACCACGCAAUAAUCUCACAUGUAAUCGCUCGCCUGUCUCUGUGUUCCGAGGAAGAUGCAAUAAACACAGUCAAAGUCCA